CUAAAAUUCCAUCAUACGUUAUAUCGUUAUAUUGAUUCGUGAUUUUCGUACUAAUUCACUAUGAUAUAUAAUUUAGCAAACCAUUAUUUUAAUAAUGAGGAGUAAUCCCAAUUAUUCAGCUAAAAUGGAUAACAAAUUGUAAUUACUUCUAUCAUUAUCUAAAACCCUCCAUCGUCUUCUUUUCAUUUUGUAUGCUUCCUUUUCCUAUUUUAAUAAAACAAUAAAUAUCUUAGAAUCACUUCUUAAUCACAAAUCUCUUUUCCUCUGCCUUUCCUUGUCAAUUUAUUAUUAUUAAAGUUGAGCUCUCAAAUUCCUACGGGCUACAGAGAUAAAAGAGAGAAGAAAUAAAUAAAAAAAAGAAAGAAAGAAAAGAGAGAUUGGUACAAACAAACAAAAAAGACAAUGGAACUCAUUAUUUUCCCUCCGAUUUGGGGUGAGGCUAGCAUAGUACGCGGCCCCUCCAUUUUCCCUCGCCUCUGUACUGUAGAACAUUUCGGAAACGGGGAAAAUUUUAUUGGAACCCACAAUUCCCCCCUUUUCCUUUCCUUUCUCUCAUUUUCCCUGGCAAAGAAACAAGGGGUAAGGAACAAUAGAAGUAGGACAUGUCUUAUGAUAGAAAGAAUAGCAAAUCCUGAUCUCCGAUUUUCUCCUCUUCCCCCUAGCGGCGGAAGCAACCGCCGGUUUUUUCGUAGAAUAAACAGAACGGAGAAUCUAUUCGCUUCUUUGAAAGGAAAACUUCAAAUUUUCGCAGUGAUCUCUGAUUUCACCUUACCCUUCAAUCAACAGCAAUGGAGUUUCCGCUGCCGAUGGACAAAGUCUCUGUUCCCACCGAGGACGACGGCAAGGUAUCUGUAGUUCUGGUUGCCACCGGAAGCUUCAAUCCUCCUACUUUCAUGCACUUGCGGAUGUUUGAGCUGGCAAGAGAUGCAUUGCAAAUGGGAGGCUACCGUGUGAUUGCUGGGUAUAUGUCGCCCGGUCUUGCCCGCGCUGAGCAUCGUUUGCGCAUGUGUAAUUUAGCCUGUGAGAGCUCCGCUUUUAUUAUGGUUGAUCAAUGGGAGGCAAAUCAAAGUACCUACCAGCGAUCUUUGACUGUGUUGAGAAGAAUUGAAAGUGUCUUCAUCGAUCAAGUCCCGAUAUCCAGGGAAUCCCUCAAGGUGAUGCUGGUUUGCGGUGCUGAUCUGCUGCAGUCGUUUAGUAUUCCUGGGGUUUGGAUUCCCGUUCAGGUAAGGACCAUAUGCAGAGACUAUGGCAUAGCUUGCAUUCAUAGGGAAGAGCUUGACAUAGACCGAAUCAUAGCUGCUAAUGAAAUCUUGAAUCAGAAUAAGGAUAACAUCAAGCCUGUUACUGAACCUGUACCAAACACGAUAAGUUCCACCAGAAUGAGGGACUGCAUAUCAAGAGGAUUGUCAAUCAAGUACUUGACAGUGGAUUCAGUUAUCAGUUACAUCAGAGAACAUAAUUUGUAUUUAGGAAACAGAUUAAGAUCAUCUCCUGCAGCAUUAUAUCCGAUGAACUUCAAACCCUCAACUCAUACUUGAGAGUACUUUGUAAAAUUGCUCAGUUCGGUUUCAAAGAGGUGCAUAAAUGUAAAGCUACAGUUUUUCAACUAAGAUCUUGAAUAAAGGUAAAAGUCUCUG
Molecule: messenger RNA, 1637 nt
Organism: Linum trigynum
Lineage: Eukaryota; Viridiplantae; Streptophyta; Magnoliopsida; Malpighiales; Linaceae
Source: the annotation of a GenBank genome assembly